UCAUCAUCAUCAUCAGCAGCAGCAGCAGCAGCAGCAGCAUCGGCAGCAGCAGCAGCAGCAACAGCAUCAGCAUCAGCAUCAGCUCUCUGAUCAGUGCAGAUCGUAUUGAUUGAUACAGAGGAGAUGUGGAGCUCGGUUCUGCCGCUGCUGGUCGGUCUGAGUCCAGCGGUUCUGUUCCUGCUGCAGCUUCCUGACUACACCGCCACACAGGAAGGACGCUGGCAGGACUACAAAUAUGGCCACCAUCAAGGCUCGGAGCUGCAGGACCGCAAGCCUUUCUGCUCCUGGAAAUGUCUCCUGUUCACCCUGCAGUGGCCCGGAGCCUUCUGUCAGUCUUUAGACAAAGAGACUCUCUGCACCAUCCCUCCGAACGUCAACAACUGGACGAUCCACGGCCUGUGGCCCAGUAAGGUGUCGCACUGCUGCAGCUGCUGGCCGAUGUUCCCGUCUGACGUCCAGGAGCUGGAGGCAGAGCUGACUGAACACUGGCCGUCCUUACUGAGAAAACAAUCCAGCUUCCACUUCUGGAGAGACGAGUGGGUAAAACAUGGUGCUUGUGCAGCGUGUGUUGAAGGAAUGAACUCUCCACUCAGAUACUUCCAGAUCUGCCUCAAACUACGAGGACAGUUUGAUAUCCACAAGUUGCUGGAGGACGCCAGUAUCACUCCGUCCUGUGAACGACCCUACAAGGUCGUGGAGGUCCAUCAGGUCCUGGCUCCACAUUUUGGAGACAAACAUGAGAUCCAGUGUGUUACAGACAACAAGGGCAGAGAGGUGUGGUUUCAGGUGAAGAUCCCGCUGUCUCACAACCUGACUGUCGGCUGCGAUCGCCACGGCGACACUGACGGGGACCCAGCGUCCAGGUCUGGCCCGGGAAGGAACUCCUCCCACGGGCAUCCCUGCCCCGAUCAGGACCCCUUCUACUACUUCCCCAUAAACCACCAGGAGCCACAGCGGCCCUGCGGCUAACCGAGCUAACAGCGCUAACAGAGCUAACCGCUGCUUCUUCCAGAUGUUACUGCUUCAACUAAACACAGUGAAAUGUUCGGACGGUGGAAACAGAGUACCAAAGAUGAUUUUAAAGUUUGUACCUGAACAGCUCAAACAAUUACUAAUAAAUACAUUUAAACAUU
Molecule: messenger RNA, 1133 nt
Organism: Sebastes umbrosus (honeycomb rockfish)
Lineage: Eukaryota; Metazoa; Chordata; Actinopteri; Perciformes; Sebastidae
Gene: rnaset2l
Product: ribonuclease T2, like
Exons: 9
Coding region: 124-969 (281 amino acids)
Biological process (GO): RNA catabolic process
Cellular component (GO): extracellular region
Molecular function (GO): ribonuclease T2 activity; RNA binding
Source: RefSeq, a predicted model, not a curated record